AUGCGUCUGACUUACGUCUUGCUCGUGGCUGUGACCACCCUUCUCGUCAGUUGUGACGCUACUAAACCGUCGACGGAGGCGACUGCAGUCAGCAAGCGGCUGUUGAGGUUUGUCGAAGCCGCCGACGAGGAAGAGAGACGCAUCGACUUUUCACCGGAGAAACUGCGCAAGAUGCUGGGCGACGAAACCUACAGACUCAAGAAGUUCGGGAAGUGGGACUCAGACGGACACACGUUUGAUGGUUUAAAGCACUAUCUCCUGCUCUCUGACUCGAGCAUGGUCAAGUUGCGGAACAUGUACAAGGCGUGGCUAGAACAAUGA
Phytophthora sojae is the source of this 321-nucleotide messenger RNA. RefSeq names its product avirulence protein 1b (gene Avh1b-18). The transcript has a single exon. Bases 1 to 321 code for a protein of 106 amino acids. NCBI's taxonomy places the organism in Eukaryota, Oomycota, Peronosporomycetes, Peronosporales, Peronosporaceae. The record is from RefSeq and is a predicted model, not a curated record.